AUGUUCCUCCAGGGAAUUUUAAGCAACAAAAAGCUACUGACGGCCUGCGCGAUCGCGGCCGUGAUAACGAUCUGCGCCAUCGUGGUACCGAUUGCCGUGGUCAACUCGUACGAUGAUGCGCCAAGCGCAAUGGUAACGUCAACGACCAUGGCGCCGUUUAUCGGCCGAGACGUGUUAGAUGAAGUUCCCCUGAUCGAUGGGCACAACGAUCUACCCUUCGCGGUCUAUCUGAUGGAGAAGAAUGUAAUCAAAAAUUUCCACCUCGACACGAACCUCAAAACGGACCCCCUGUGGAUGACUUCCGACCGGAGUCACACCGAUCUGCCGCGGAUGCGCCAGGGAAUGGUGGGCGCCCAGUUCUGGGUCGCUUACGUGCGCUGCGUCGACACGCAGUACCUGGACUCGGUGGCGCGGACCUUGGAGCAGAUUGACGUCACCAAGCGCAUCAUCCGCCGGUAUCCGGCCGAUCUGAUUUACGUCGAUUCGGCCGACGGUAUAAUGGAAGCGUUUCAGGAGAAGAAAAUUGGCUCGCUCAUUGCGGUCGAAGGUGGCCACUCGAUCGAUUCGCGGCUGGCCGUGCUCCGGUUGUACUACGAGCUGGGCGUCCGUUACCUAACCCUAACGCACUCGUGCAACACCCCGUGGGCCGAUGCGUCGCCGGUGGAUGAGGUCGAGCAGGGCAGCCCUCCGCCACAGCUAAACAAUCUCUCCGCCUGGGGCCGCAAUGUCAUCUGGGAGAUGAACCGGUUGGGUAUGAUGGUGGACAUAUCGCACGUUAGCUACGGGGUGAUGCGUGACGUUCUGGAGCACAGUCGGGCGCCGGUCAUUUUCAGCCACUCGUCGGCCCACGCCGUGCACGGGCACCACCGGAACGUUCAGGACGAUAUCUUGCAGCAGCUGGCCGCAAAGGGUGGCCUCGUGAUGGUCAACUUCUAUCCGCUGUUUGUCGGUGGCAACACCAUCGACGACGUUAUCAAACAUCUCAACCAUAUCAGAUCGCUCAUCGGAGUGGACCACAUCGGAAUUGGUGGCGAUUACAAUGGGGUGACGGACACACCGGAGGGCCUCGAGGAUGUCUCUAAGUAUCCGGAUUUGUUCGAUCUGCUGGCGGAAGGCUCGUUCCGAGCGGGGGGCACCUUCGAGCGCUGGACUCGCGAUGAGCUGAAGAAGCUGGCCGGUUUGAACUUGAUUCGGGUUUUCCACGCGGUCGAGCAGGUCCGCGAUAGCCUAACCGGUGAGGACCCGUACGAGGAUCUUAUACCGUUCGAGGAGUACGAGCGAGCGGGUGUGGCCGUGCAGCCGUGUAUGACCGAUAUCAACAUCCACAGGAGCUGA
Molecule: messenger RNA, 1335 nt
Organism: Anopheles cruzii
Lineage: Eukaryota; Metazoa; Arthropoda; Insecta; Diptera; Culicidae
Product: dipeptidase 1-like
Exons: 4
Coding region: 1-1335 (444 amino acids)
Biological process (GO): proteolysis
Molecular function (GO): metallodipeptidase activity
Source: RefSeq, a predicted model, not a curated record